AUGAUGUUGUCUACGUGCGUAUCGCUGUUGGUUUUGUGGAGUUCUUUACUGUUCACGAACACCACUUUGCCUGAUUUUAAAGAGAGUUUUGGCAUUGCGACCGUGUCCAACUUGUCCUGUGGGAAUGCACGGAUUGGGCCGUCGAAUGGCUCGUUCAAUUCGUCACUGUGGUCUAUUGGCAUUUCAGAGAGAUCUUUGCUCUCAUGCGCUGUAGACAUUGAAAUGGGCCGCGUUCGUUCUCGACUCUACACGGAUGUUGACGUGUCCCCAAGUGCGGUGUCUCUCUUGAGAUCCUCGGAUGAUCAGUGCUCCAAUGCCGUUUUUACCAAGGACGCCUGCGUGUUUAGUAUGACAUUGGAUAACGUCCGGCUCGACCCUCCUGAUCCAAUGCUUGAAGCGCUGAUAUCUUUGUUGAAGGAAACAAUUAAGAAAAAUUCGGGUGUUUACUUUUGUGACGUUCUUGUCCCCCACUUUGAGGAUGAGCUGAAGAAUCAAACGGUGAAUCUACCGGAACCACUUCUCCCUUUUGUCCACGGCGCUACUCCUUUAAAUGGUUCAACUAUUUUUCGUGGGCUGUUGAACAUUUUGAAUAAUCUGCCGGACAUUUUGAGUAUACGACUGAAAGCAACUGAGCCUUCCAAUACGACAAUUCAACUGCAUUUGAAUUUUUCUCAUGGAUUUGAAUUUUCAAAAACCAACAUGACAUGGAAUACUAGUGGGUUUGGCUUUUUGCCGGAGAUGUUUCAGUCAACAUUGGAUGCGCUUUUUGAUGUUCCUGUUGUGUGGAAUGAAGCUGGACCUUCUGCUGGCGCUGAAGAUCUUGGUAUAAAAAUUCGAACACCGCGCCCUUUUAAUAUGUCGGUAGAUAUCUCAAUGUAUAAUCUUACUUGCGGAACUGACGGGUUCUACUGUAGUCUACCAUGUACCAAUGGAAUUGAGCUGCUAAAUCUGCGUCUAUAUGGUUUGAAUGAGUGGGAUCGGCUUGUUGUGAACUACAUUGGUCCUUUUGUUAUGCAGAGAAUUAAUGAACUUUUUAGUUCCAUGAUAAUUCCCUUUUGUAAUACAACCGACAAUCGCUUUCAAAUCCCUAUAAAGGAAUCUCCAGAUAUUGUUUCUGUGCCUCCAACAGAAGUAAUCGUUCCUUCUGUGCUUGUUGGUUUUGCACUGGUAUUUGGGUCAACUUUUUUGAGCAUCAGGAAACAUCGUAAAUCCCCUGUGUAUUUGCUUGAUGGAAGCAUCAUACCACUUUGGCGUGUGCUGUUGGAGGAUACGCUACUGAUUCUGAUGAUUGUGGUAAACGCGCUGGCGUUUCUAUGGUCAAAUUGCACCACCGCCGCAAGGAUUGUUGCUGGUGAUGAAGUGACAUUGCUGUCCUUCUCUCUCAUGGAGACGUCUACGAAUCUUUACAAAGCCGGUCUGAGGCCAUUUGCGGUACUGGUUUUUGUUUUUAGUGGGCUUUAUCCGUACCUUAAACUGUUUACUAUUAUGACCUGCACACUUGUUCUUCAGAAGCCGGAGUCGAUGGUAUUGAAGGUGAUUGAUUAUUUUGGGAAACUCUCAUUUCUGGAUUCAUAUGCGAUGGUGGUUAUGUCUAGUGGCCUGCAGAUGGAGGGAAUUGCAGAUGUGAAGAUUAUUGCUGGGUUUUACGUCUUUCUUGCGGCAACGGUUCUUUGUGUUUUUACCGGUAACUACGCCACAACUUUUUGGCGUCGCAACACGUCGCUUCGUAUGCGAUCCAAUUCAAUAGCCCGAUCCAUGAAGGAAGUUCCAGAUGAAGCGUUACUUUUGGUUUCGUUAACUGUGAAUGAGAGGCAUGUCGUGGAGAUGCCAAAUACCCCUCGAAGUAAUUUUCGAUCCCUGUUUUGGCGUGUACUCAAUGCUUUGUUUGUUGCCGCUUGUAUUUUACCGCCAUGGAUAACGCCAUGUCUGAGCUACCGGGUGAGAGGUGCCGCUACUCUUAUUCAGCCAAAUGACCGGAAUAUGACGCUGUAUGAGCUUUCUUCCGCGUCCACUUCGCUUCUUCUGACAUGUGUGUUUACUAUCGGCAUUGCUCCGCUCUUUUAUGCUGCAUUUUACCCACGGUUGGCUCUGCUUGCUUCUUGGGGCGCGGCGGAUGCAUUCCUUCUGGCGUGUGUGGCCGGUAUAUUUCAGUUGGAGAGGUUUGUGGAGUUUGUUAUUGGAACUAACAUGAGGAGCUUGUACACGGCAGAGGCACGCCUUCUCUGGCCCAUGAUCCCGCUUUUAAUCGCAUCUGUAUGGCAGUGGGUUCUUGCGGCGGAACAUGUCUUUGGGUUGUCAGAGUUUAUAAGAAAUUACCGGGCGAAACCUCUGGAGACGCCUGCAUCCCAAAUGGGGCGGGAGGAGGAUUUACUUUUGAUGUGA
This is a messenger RNA of Trypanosoma cruzi, 2382 nucleotides long. RefSeq lists its product as uncharacterized. The transcript has a single exon. NCBI's taxonomy places the organism in Eukaryota, Euglenozoa, Kinetoplastea, Trypanosomatida, Trypanosomatidae. The record is from RefSeq and is a predicted model, not a curated record. The coding region runs from base 1 to 2382 and encodes 793 amino acids.